AUGGCUGCUACCAAGCCCGUCCGCUCCCCGAGCCCAAGGCUCGAGAAGCACGCCAAUGGCAAGACCCCCGUGAGGCGUGAAAAGAGCUAUAAAUCAGAUGGCGUCGAUGACAAUGACGUCUUCCUCCUGCCUGUCUCCGACUAUCAGAUCAUGAUCCUUCUGACCGUUCUCGCUGCGGCCGUUCGCCUGUUCAGAAUCUACCAGCCCACCAGCGUCGUCUUUGACGAGGUCCACUUUGGUGGCUUCGCUUCGAAAUACAUCAAGGGCAAAUUCUUCAUGGAUGUCCACCCUCCGUUGGCUAAGAUGCUUAUUGCGCUGACCGGCUGGUUGGCGGGCUUCAACGGCGAUUUCGACUUCAAGGAGAUCGGCAAGGACUACCUCGAGCCUGGCGUCCCGUAUGUCGCCAUGCGCAUGUUCCCUGCCGUCUGCGGAAUCCUUCUUGCUCCCCUCAUGUUUCUGACCCUGAAGACCACCGGGUGUCGCACAACCACUGCCAUCCUGGGCUCCGGUCUGAUCAUUUUCGAAAACGGUCUCCUCACCCAGGCCCGCCUGAUCCUGCUUGACUCCCCACUGAUGGUCGCGACCGCUUUCACCGCCCUCGCCUUCCAAUCAUUCACGAAUCAACACGAACAGGGCCCUGAGAAGGCCUUUCAGUUGAGCUGGUGGUUCUGGCUUGCUAUGACGGGCCUCGGUCUCGGCGUUACUUUCAGUAUCAAGUGGGUGGGUCUCUUCACCAUCGCCUGGGUCGGAAGCUUGACCUUGGUCCAGCUCUGGGUGCUUCUCGGAGACACGAAGAACGUCACGCCGCGCAUUUGGGCCAAGCACUUCAUGUCUCGCGCCUUCUGCUUGAUCAUUAUCCCUUGGGGUUUUUACAUGGCCAUGUUCGCCAUCCACUUCCUUUGCCUCGUAAACCCUGGCGACGGCGAUGGUUUCAUGAGCUCCGAAUUCCAGUCCACUCUCAACUCCAAGGGCAUGCAGGAUGUCGCGGCCGAUGUCGCCUUUGGCAGCCGCGUCAGUAUCAGACACGUCAAUACUCAGGGUGGCUACCUGCACUCUCACCCCCUGAUGUACCCUACCGGUAGCAAGCAGCAGCAGAUCACUCUGUACCCCCACAAGGACGAGAACAACGUGUGGCUGCUCGAGAACCAGACCCAGCCCCUCGGUGUCAACGGCGAGCAGAUCAACGGAACCCUGGCCUGGGACAAUCUGCCGCAGCCAGUUCACAUUAAGGACGGCGAUGUCAUCCGCUUGUACCAUCUGCCCACCUUCCGUCGUCUCCAUUCCCACGAUGUCCGCCCUCCUGUUACGGAGGCCGACUGGCAGAACGAGGUUUCGGCCUACGGUUACGAAGGCUUCGAGGGCGAUGCCAACGACUUGUUCAAGAUUGAGAUUGUCAAGAAGCAGUCUCUUACCCCAGCAUCCAAGGAACGUGUUCGCACCAUCGAAACCAAGUUCAGACUCGUCCACAUCAUGACUGGAUGUGUCCUCUUCUCGCACAAGGUGAAGCUUCCUGAUUGGGCGUCUGAGCAGCAGGAAGUCACUUGCGCCAGAGGGGGUACCCUUCCCAACAGCCUUUGGUAUGUCGAGUACAACGAGCACCCUCAAUUGGUUGGCGACAACGUUGAGAAGGUUAACUACCGCCACCCGGGCUUCUUCGGCAAGUUCUGGGAGCUGCAGAAGGUCAUGUGGAAGACCAAUGCUGGCUUGGUUGAAUCCCACGCAUGGGAUUCUCGUCCUCCCUCUUGGCCAGUACUCAAACGCGGUAUCAACUUUUGGGGCAGAGACCAUCGUCAGAUCUACCUGAUGGGCAACCCAAUCGUCUGGUGGAGCUCUACUUUGGCCAUCGUUGUCUACGUCCUUUUCAAGGGUGUCGCAACUCUGCGUUGGCAACGCAGCUGCAACGAUUACAGCAACGUCACCUUCAAGCGUUUCGAUUACGAGGUCGGCACCGCAGUACUUGGCUGGGCCUUCCACUACUUCCCAUUCUACUUGAUGGAACGUCAGCUUUUCCUUCACCACUAUUUCCCGGCCCUCUACUUCGGCGUCAUGGCCUUGUGCUCCGUCUUCGACUUCGCCACCGCUCGCGUUUCUUUUGCCGGCAUUCGCAACAACCCAAUUAUUAACCGCGCCAGCGCUGUCGCUUUCCUAGCCUUCACAAUCACGGUGUUCAUGCUCUUCUCCCCCUUGGCCUACGGCAACCCCUGGACCAAGGCCGAGUGUAACAGGGUCAAGUUGUUCAGCUCGUGGGAUUUUGACUGCAAUACCUUCUACGAUAACUACUCUCAGUAUACUGAACUGCUCACCCGCACCUCCGCCGCUGCGGCUCCAACCCCCGCCAAGUCCGAGGCUCCAGCUGCUCCGGCCGGCGGCCAAGUUGGCCAAAUUCCAGUUGGCGAGGCCCCACAAGAAGAGCAACCAGCAGCAGCCGAGAUGUCGGAAGCCCCGGCCCAAAAGGUUCUCUCUCGCGAGGAGCGCGUGGAGUACCGGGACCAGGACGGCAACCUGCUCGACGAGGAGCAGGUCAAGGCUUUGGAGGGCAAGGUCGAAUUCAAGACAAAGUACGAGACGCGGACGCGCGUCGUCGACGCAAGUGGGAACGAAGUGCAGAUGCCCGAAGGCGGAUGGCCGCAAGAGCUUGGUCAAGAACAAGGGGACAGCGUCGCCCCGCCUCACCCGGAUGUUCAGGGUGUCGAUCAGGAGACCAAGUCCAAGUCUACAGAAAAGGCAGAGGACUCAGUCGUUCCCCCGGCUGCCGAGAGCGUCAAGGGUGCCAAGGAGGCUGAGCAAAAGAAGGCCAAGCCUGCUAGCGAGGGCGGCAAGGAGGCCACCGCCCAGGAGGAGCUUUGA
Molecule: messenger RNA, 2847 nt
Organism: Colletotrichum gloeosporioides
Lineage: Eukaryota; Fungi; Ascomycota; Sordariomycetes; Glomerellales; Glomerellaceae
Product: Dolichyl-phosphate-mannose--protein mannosyltransferase 1
Exons: 5
Coding region: 1-2847 (948 amino acids)
Biological process (GO): protein O-linked glycosylation via mannose
Cellular component (GO): membrane; endoplasmic reticulum
Molecular function (GO): dolichyl-phosphate-mannose-protein mannosyltransferase activity
Source: RefSeq, a predicted model, not a curated record